Molecule: messenger RNA, 1409 nt
Organism: Drosophila busckii
Lineage: Eukaryota; Metazoa; Arthropoda; Insecta; Diptera; Drosophilidae
Product: frizzled
Exons: 1
Biological process (GO): canonical Wnt signaling pathway; non-canonical Wnt signaling pathway
Cellular component (GO): plasma membrane
Molecular function (GO): Wnt receptor activity; Wnt-protein binding
Source: RefSeq, a predicted model, not a curated record
GUGACAUACUCUCGGGCGUUUGCUUUGUGGGCCAGCUGGACACGCACUCGUUGGGCGCCUUUUUGAUACUGCCGCUUUGCAUUUAUCUGUGCAUUGGCGCUUUGUUUUUGCUGGCGGGCUUCAUCUCGUUGUUUCGCAUACGCACCGUGAUGAAGACGGACGGCAAGCGCACGGACAAGCUGGAGCGGCUCAUGCUGCGCAUUGGCUUCUUCUCGGGGCUGUUUAUAUUGCCAGCAUUGGGGCUGCUGGGCUGUCUGUUCUACGAGUACUACAACUUUGAUGAGUGGAUGGUGCAAUGGCAUCGGGACAUUUGCAAACCCUUCUCCAUACCCUGCCCCGCAGCCAGGCCGCCUGGCACGCCCGAAGCGCGUCCCAUAUUCCAAAUCUAUAUGGUCAAGUAUCUCUGCUCGAUGCUUGUGGGUGUUACCUCCAGCGUUUGGCUCUACUCCAGCAAGACUAUGGUCAGCUGGCGCAACUUUGUGGAGCGUCUGCAGGGCAAGGAGCCGCGCACGCGGGCGCAGGCGUAUGUCUAGUAUGAAACGGCGGCGGUGGCAGCAGCUGAGGCGGCGGCGGCAAAUGAAAGUUACUUGGCGUUCAGCACGUAGACCCAACACCCCCACCAGCCACCACCCCCUACCAGCUUAAGCAGCCAGCGCUCGCUCCCACGCACACAUUUAUUGCAGUCGUAGUUGUAGCUCAUCCUUCAGCUUUGUAUAAAGUUCAUCCACUUCCUCACGCAAAAUCAAAAGUUUAAGCUUAAGCUCUAUUGUUUAAUAUUUAGUUUUAGUUUAGCCAUUCGCGUGGCUUUCUUGUUGAACCAAAACUAUGCGCAUAAGUUGAUUAAUUUAGCCUGUACUUAAGUAAUUCUAAGUACGUUCGUAUUAGCAAAAGUAACUUAGAGUCGUUUACUGCUUAUGCUAAGUGCAGUUUUAAUUUGAUUUGCACUUUGUUUAUUUUUCAUUAAUCAAAGCUUUAAAUGUGCCCUACAGUUAAUUAAUUAUUAAUGUCUGCGCUUUGCUGUAGGUGUGAAAAACUCUCUAGGCCCAAAAGCAUUGAAAACUGCAUUAGAGUCACAAUUAGCAGCAUAGCCCGCAAUUAAAAAAUAUACUUAACACUUCAUGUAAAUGAAACCAUAGUAAAUCAUAUAUACUACCCAUAUAAAACUAAUAUAUAUAUAUAUAUAAAUGUAUGACGCAAACACUAUAAAUGUAUUAUGUAGCAAUAAAUGUCCUCCAUGUGCUAAACUUAAAACUAAAACACAAAUUCUGCUAAAAGAAAACACAUAAUUUAUUAAUAAACAAUGUAUUUUAUAUUGGGGUGAAACGAUUUGAUAGCUGAAAUAUAUUGACAAAGUGCUGAGCAUAUUUUGCAUAACAAUUAAGCUUGAAAUAAAAUAAAAAACUUAAGGC